GGACAAACACAAGCACAUCACAAGACAUCAGGGCAACCCAACCAGGAAGAAGAAGAAGAAGAAGAAGAAGAAGAAGAAGAAGAAGGAUGGAUCAGAAGCCCAAGACGAAGAUCGUGUGCACCCUCGGACCUGCAUCUAGGUCGGUGCCCAUGGUCGAGAAGCUUCUCCGGGCCGGCAUGAACGUUGCCCGCUUCAACUUCUCCCAUGGCUCCCACGAGUACCAUCAGGAGACUCUCAACAAUCUCCGCGCCGCCAUGGAAUCCACCGGAAUUCUUUGCGCCGUUAUGCUCGAUACCAAGGGUCCCGAGAUUCGAACUGGAUUUCUCAAGGAUGCUAAACCCAUCCAGCUUAAACUGGGUCAAGAAAUCACCAUAUCCACUGACUACAGCAUCAAGGGUGAUGAAAAUAUGAUUUGCAUGAGCUACAAAAAGUUGGCUCAUGAUGUCAAGCCAGGAAGUAUGAUACUGUGUGCUGAUGGUACCAUCUCCUUUUUGGCUUUAUCUUGUGACAGAGAAAAGGGCCUCGUCAGAUGCCGGUGUGAGAACUCUGCCAUGCUUGGUGAGAGGAAGAAUGUUAAUCUUCCGGGAGUCAUUGUGGAUCUCCCCACUCUUACAGAAAAAGACAAGGAAGAUAUUCUCAAGUGGGGAGUUCCAAACAAGAUUGACAUGAUUGCUCUGUCUUUUGUUCGCAAGGGUUCAGACCUAGUGGAGGUUCGCAAGCUCCUUGGAAAGCAUGCUAAGAACAUCCUUCUCAUGUCAAAGGUGGAGAAUCAGGAAGGAGUGGCAAACUUUGAUGAUAUCCUUGCAAAUUCUGAUGCAUUCAUGGUGGCUCGAGGUGAUCUUGGAAUGGAAAUUCCAAUUGAAAAGAUAUUUUUGGCUCAGAAAGUGAUGAUCUAUAAGUGCAACAUCCAAGGGAAACCUGUUGUCACAGCAACACAGAUGUUGGAAUCAAUGAUCAAGUCUCCCCGUCCAACUAGGGCUGAAGCCACUGAUGUUGCAAAUGCGGUUCUAGAUGGCACUGACUGUGUGAUGUUGAGUGGUGAGACUGCUGCUGGAGCUUAUCCUGAACUUGCAGUCAGAACCAUGGCAAAAAUAUGCCUUGAAGCAGAAAGCACCCUUCACUAUGGAGAUGUCUUUAAAAGGAUUAUGGAUCACUCCCCGGUGCCCAUGAGCCCAUUAGAGAGCCUGGCUUCGUCUGCUGUUAAAACAGCCAACUCAUCCAAAGCAGCUCUCAUAUUGGUCCUAACUAGAGGAGGAAGUACUGCAAAGCUAGUGGCUAAGUACAGGCCUGGCAUGCCUAUACUGUCCGUAGUUGUCCCUGAGAUUAAGACCGACUCGUUUGACUGGUCAUGCAGUGAUGAAUCUCCAGCAAGGCAUAGUCUGAUUUUCCGUGGCUUGGUUCCAGUCUUAAGUGCAGGAUCUUCUAGGGCCUCUCAUGCUGAAACAACUGAAGAAGCUCUGGAGUUUGCCAUUCAACACGGUAAGGCAAAGGGACUCUGCAAGAAUGGUGAUGCUGUUGUGGCUCUGCACCGUGAUGGAAAUGCAUCUGUGAUCAAGAUCUUGACUGUGAAGUGAGUUUGGUUUAGAUCAUCAAUUUGUUCUAUCCUUUUGGGCCUCCGCUGAAAGAACUGAUGACACAAUGCUUAUAAUUUUUGCCUGGUUUUUAAUGUGAUUUUGGAUGCAAAAACAUCAACGGCCACCCUUCUCUUGUGAUGAGACGGUGGCUUUCAUAUCAGAUAUAUUAUUGCUCAGUGCGACGUGGAACUUAAUUCAAUACUAUUAGGAUCAUUUGCUAUA
Argentina anserina (silverweed cinquefoil) is the source of this 1796-nucleotide messenger RNA. Its product is annotated as pyruvate kinase, cytosolic isozyme. NCBI's taxonomy places the organism in Eukaryota, Viridiplantae, Streptophyta, Magnoliopsida, Rosales, Rosaceae. Bases 87 to 1574 code for a protein of 495 amino acids. Gene Ontology annotation, biological process: glycolytic process. The transcript is spliced from 3 exons. Gene Ontology annotation, cellular component: cytoplasm. The record is from RefSeq and is a predicted model, not a curated record. Gene Ontology annotation, molecular function: pyruvate kinase activity; magnesium ion binding; potassium ion binding.